Messenger RNA from Dermacentor silvarum, 3018 nucleotides. Its product is annotated as spindle assembly abnormal protein 6 homolog. The transcript has 18 exons. The record is from RefSeq and is a predicted model, not a curated record. Bases 243 to 2189 code for a protein of 648 amino acids. Gene Ontology annotation, cellular component: centrosome; centriole. Gene Ontology annotation, biological process: centriole replication. Lineage: Eukaryota; Metazoa; Arthropoda; Arachnida; Ixodida; Ixodidae.
UACAGCUCACGGAUGAAUGACUCAAGUUCUUGGAGAACCUGCUGACGACACGUCUCCUCCUCCGAGUCGGGAGAACACACAUCUGAAGGCCGGUCAAAUGGUAUGCAGCUGUUCGUGCAUUACGUCGGAAGCGCGUCAGGGCCGUGGCAUCGCCGCUGCACGGGUCGGCCCUCCGCUACCGGAGCUGCCGUCGACAGUCGACGAGCCACUCGGUGGUGAUCGGCCCAGAUCCGACGCCGCGGAUGUCGUCUUGUUCUUGUUCCCUGUUAAUGAUCGAAAUGAUCCUAGACUCGCAGUACAGGAGAGCGGACAGCUCAGGCACAAGCGAACUGAGUCAGGAGGAGAGCCUGUACUGUAGGACACAGAGUGUGCAGCUCAAGGAUGACUUCUGCGCCGGCGCGCGCCGAGUUUCGUCACUGUGCCUCGCUAUACGAAGGAGCAAGUCAUCGAUCAUUGGCCAAAAGGAGCUUCAGAUUCAACUCACGGAUGAUGCAGACCCAUUUUUUUUCUACACGCUCACUCUCACUGAAGAGGACUUUCAGAGCCUCAAGACGCAGCAGGGUCUCCUCGUGGAUUUCCUGGCAUUUCCGCAAAAGUUUGUUGAUCUGCUUGAGCUCUGCACCAAGGAUGAACUCAAGGACAGCCCCCGGUUUGUGCUAUCACUCACGGUGCAUGGCCGGAUUGGCUCGGAUCCCGCCAUCCUGGAUGUCAUCGAGGCCAACCCUUUCAAGCACCUAGUCCACCUGUCGCUCAAGCUGGCCCCUGCUCCUGACACCGUCGUCCGCAAGCACCUGACUUCUGCCAUGCGUCUCCUUAAGGAUGAGAACAGGCGGCUGGAGGCGGCAUUCCGAAGCUCCGAGACGGACUUGCACUCCCGCCUGCAGCAGUACCAGGAGAUGGCGACGGAGCGGUCGCGUGAGCUGGAUCGUGUCCGCUCCCUCCAUGCCUCUCAGCUCGCGUCCCUGCGAGAGCAGCAUGAGCGCGAGCUGGCUGCGGAGAAGGAGAAUGUGCGCAAGGCCACUUCGGAACAGCAGUUUCGGUUGGACCUGGAGCACAGGGAGACAGAACAGCGACUCAAGAAGCAAAUCCAGGUGCUGGAGGCCGACGUCUCUAUCAAGGAGACAUUGAACAAGGACUUGCAGGAAAAACUGGCCAAGUCCGAGCAAGUCUGCCGGGAGCUGUCAUUAAAGGUGACAGCGCUGGAAUCAGCAGUGGGACAGUGCCAGCGAACGGCCGAAGUGCUUUCAAGGGAGAAAGACACCGUUGAGGCUGACAAGCAGCUGAACGAAAAGGAUGCCAGCACCUUGAGGUCUCAACUUGAUAAAUUGGAGGCCGAACUGUCACAGAAGUCUCAGCUUCUGGCCGAAACCAAGGGACUGCUUGAGAGCUGUGAGCAGAAGAAACGACAGGCAGAGGCACUCUUGGAGCAGCGACAGGCUCAGCUCAGUCGACGAGAGGCAGCCGUCAAGACUCUCUCGGAUGACAUCCUCAAGGGUAACGAGAUCAUCAAGCGUCUUCAGGGCGAGCUCAGGACUUACCAUGCCAAGCUGCGGCUCAGGUCAGAAGUCAUCACAAAGCAGGAGGACGUGCUGACUGAAAAAGAGCAGCAAGUUCAGAGGCUUGUGCGCAGGGUUGAUGACCUCGAGCUGGCCAGCAAGAACAAAGAAGCUGAGGUUGAAAAGGCACGACAACGGGUGGAAGAGGUUGAGCAGAAGCUGGCCGAGUGUCAGAAGCAAGUCAAAACAAAUGAGAAUGUGAUCCAGUGGCUGAACAAGCAGCUCAACUCGUGUCAGCUACAACAGGACAAGCGGGGUAGUCCUGCUGGUCUGUCUUCGAGCAAACAGUUCACAAGCCCAAUAAACCAAAGCCCUACGUAUCCAACGGCACGCAACUUCGCGUUUCCAGGGACAGGUGGCACUGCUGCUCCUUCGCAGUCGACUUUUCCCAACAUGACCCCUGGUGUGAGACAAGAAUCUCCUGUUCUUCUCAAGCCCAUUGACGAUUCCCCACUGGUCGACCCGAGAUUCCUGCAGCCUCAGGCAGCGGACCCUACGACGCAGAGGGCACUUAAUCCGCUGGACACUGCGACCACUCCAUUCGGGACUGCUGCAAUCGGCCGCCAGAGGGCGCCUGCUGCCACUCAAGCACCACCCUACUACCCCACCACUGCCAAGACUAAGCCGUCCUGACGGCAGCAUCAAGGGAAAUGAAACUGACCGGUUCAAUCAAAAGCGCAUUUUUAAAAAGAAAAAUACUUUAAAGGUCUGUGCGCCUACAUGAAGUAGGCUCAUCAUGUGUCAUGGUAGCCUUGUUCUCAUCUGUGACAUUGAAGUAUGCGACGAGAUCCAGCAUUGCAGGCUCACCAGUGACAGUGACCCAUGGUGAGAACAGGUCUUUUUGAUGUCUAAUUUUAUGGUCAGGCGUCAUUGUAAAGAUGUCACAUCUGUCACAAAUAUCCAAUAUUCGUUAGAGCUUAUAAGCAUGUAUUCAUUACAUGCUGAUAUCAGAAUGAAACAUUUUAGAAUGACUUCAUUAUAUGCGAUGAUUAUUCACGAUAUCCAUUUUCCUCAUUCAGAGGCUUGCUUAUAUAAUGAAUAGUGCUGUAGUGUUAAAGAACCAUAUUCUGCCUCCGGCAUAGCCUCAAAACAGAGUGCUGUGUAAUUAUAGCAUGAAGUUGUAUUGAUCUGUGAAAACAACUUAAACAAGGAAAUUUUGCUUUAUGCAACAAGUACAAUUUUGGAAUAAACAAUAAAAAGAUUGGUAAUGACUGGAAACUUGCUUUCCGAUAGAAACAAAGUAUUGUUGGCAUUCUUUGCCAAGCCCAGAGCACUGAACAAGAAAGAGCUCAGUUAAGUACUCUGGUUAUGUAGAAUUGUGUAAAUAACAAAAUCAAGUGAGUCAGCACAUUCUGUUUGCAUUAGCUGCAGUCUCCACCAAAAUGCUUGCAACAGUUGUGGAGUGAUGGAGCUUGACUUGACAAUGCAGCACACAUUGUAACGAGGGACUACUAAAGCUCAA